AAUCGCGCCAAAUGGAGUCUCCGUCGUGUUACUCACCGGUGACCAGCGUGGGUCGUUGGGAGGGCAACCUCGGUCCAAGGAAGCACACGGUGCUCGGACUCGUCUGUGUCGUGUGCGGAGACACCAGCUCCGGGAAGCACUAUGGAAUUCUCGCCUGCAACGGAUGCUCCGGAUUUUUUAAACGAUCAGUGCGACGGAAAUUAAUUUACAGAUGUCAAGCUGGUACUGGACGUUGUAUUGUUGAUAAAGCUCACAGAAAUCAAUGUCAGGCAUGUAGACUUAAAAAGUGCUUAACCUGUGGGAUGAAUAAAGACGCUGUACAGAAUGAAAGGCAGCCCCGGAACACAGCAACAAUUCGGCCAGAGGCUUUGCACGAUUUACACGGCGAACAAGGACGAGUUUUGCGAGAGGCGGCGGUUGCUGUUGGCGUUUUUGGACCGCCUGCAAGCCUGGCCAGCAUGAGCCUGCAGACGGGCCGAUACAGCGCCACGAGUAUAUUGUCGCCUGCGAUGUACUCGGCAAAUUGCACGCGGGCGUCGCUCGCUCCGGAGCCGAGUCUAUCCUCCGGUAGCUCAUCCACGCCACCUCCCCGGAACGCUUUCGAUAAUCCGCCGACGCGAUCGUCGAAUGCUGAUUUCGACGCCGACG
Molecule: messenger RNA, 648 nt
Organism: Ctenocephalides felis (cat flea)
Lineage: Eukaryota; Metazoa; Arthropoda; Insecta; Siphonaptera; Pulicidae
Product: photoreceptor-specific nuclear receptor-like
Exons: 4
Biological process (GO): positive regulation of transcription by RNA polymerase II; anatomical structure development; cell differentiation
Molecular function (GO): zinc ion binding; nuclear receptor activity; RNA polymerase II cis-regulatory region sequence-specific DNA binding
Source: RefSeq, a predicted model, not a curated record